AUGAAAGGCUUAUUUGACAAAAUUGGUACAAAGACAUGCUGCUCUACUAUGAGUAAAUCAGACAAAAAGAAGUACAACGUAGCUAUGGGGAAUGUUCUAGACAUGAAAACAGAAUAUAAAAUGGUUCAAAUUACCGGCAAGCUUAAGUUAAUACGUGACUCGGAAAAAUUCUUGUUUUUUGAGUACUACAAUCGGAUUUAUCCAACUAUUCAAAAUUUUGAUAAAAGUUUGUUUAAAACAGUUGUAUUAGACGAAGGUGCGGUUGGCCCACUCAGCAGGGGUGCUGAUGUGAUGGCACCUGGAGUAAUAAAAUAUCAAAACCAAUCAGUACACUUUAAAAAAGAUGAUGUUGUUGGCAUUGAAAUAUUAAAUCAAGGGAUAUUUGCAAUCGGCCUAUGUCUUAUAGAUUUUGAAGAAAUGUUAUUAAAGAAGGAAGGGCCAGUUAUUGAAGUUUAUCAUAUUAAAAACGAUAUGCUAGAUCAAAAUUUGAUAUGA
Vittaforma corneae ATCC 50505 is the source of this 495-nucleotide messenger RNA. RefSeq lists its product as uncharacterized. The record is from RefSeq and is a predicted model, not a curated record. Lineage: Eukaryota; Fungi; Microsporidia; Nosematidae. Gene Ontology annotation, molecular function: RNA binding. Gene Ontology annotation, biological process: formation of translation preinitiation complex. The transcript has a single exon. The coding region runs from base 1 to 495 and encodes 164 amino acids.